CUCAGGAAGUGCAGUGAGGAAAUGGUUGCCGUGGCAACGAACAGGCGCUCCGCUUUUGCUGCCGCUCUGUUGGGCUUGUUAGCUAGCUAGCGUUAAGUAGUUCAGAGAGCAGCAUUGUGAGCAUAACAAAAGCUGAAACUUUUAACGUAGCGCUUUUAUAACGUUAGCGAAGUUAGCUAGUUGGCUGAAUGAUCAAAGUCGUCUCUGUGGGGUGCGCUUCAUUAUGCACUUACAACGCUUAGCUAGCUAGCUAGCUGGUAUGAAGUCGACACGUAGACGGCUAAGCUAGUGUGCAUUUGUGUUCUAACAUUAACGCUGAGCUGGUGCUUACUUUUGUCAUAAAACGCUUAGCUAGUGUAUAGUUGUGAUCUGGAAGGCUCAACUAGCACCUAGUGUGCACUUGUGUUCUACCUAGAGCGCUAAGUUAAUGUGUAUAAUUCUGGGCAUCUACUACACGCAUGGACCGCGGCUUACGCAACCUGGAGAUUCAUUCAAAAGAACAGAACCUUUAUUCUUUAACUAUUCAGAAUAUUAAAGUACGCCACAAAAGCCCGGUCUUUAUGAGAACGCAGAUGAAGUUAGGCGACGUUAAGAAGUGUAGUUGGCAGUUUGCCCCGAUUUGCUCCAUUGGUGGUUCUUAGACUGGACUUGACUGGUAUUGAUUUGAGAUGACGGUGAUAAACAGCCUUGUGCCAGCUCGGUUUCUCACGCUCACCGCGCACCUUGUAAUUGUUAUCACCAUCUUCUGGUCACGGGACAAUAAUGUUAAGGCCUGCUUGCCUCUGGUCUUUACUGAGGACCAGUACAGAUCUGAGGACACCCGGUUGCUUAUAGCUCUAUCUGUAACUCUGGGCCUGUUUGCUGUCGAACUGGUUGGAUUCUUCUCUGGUGUCUCUAUGUUCAACAGUAACCAAGGACUCUUGUCUGUGGCGGCUCACUGCAGUGCCUCCAUCAGUCUGUCCUUCUUUGUCUUCCAGCAGUGGGAAUGCUGGACCUACUGGAUCAUUUUCGCCCUCUGCAGUGUGAUUCCAGCACUCUGUGAGUUGGUUCAGAUUGUUGCUGUGCUUGGUCUGAAGAAGAAGCCGAUGUGAAUGUUGUCUUUGCCUGCUGUUGUUCAUGUUCCUCAUUAAGACCUAAUCAGGGUAAUUGGAUUAAGGAUUCCAUACUACCAAAUCUAGAUUUUAAGAGUUUGGCUUUAAAACCUGUCAAACCACAACUAGAUACUGUUUGAAGAGAUAUACAUUUGGGACUUCUGGAAAGAGUUGUCAUGAAUUAUGUUGAAUGCUCUGAAUGCAUAUUUUCAGCAAUUGGAGUGCAUUGGGCAAUGGUUUGGCAUGUGGAUUACAUAGACAUAGACAUUUAUACUGUUUUUUUUUUUAAUGUAAAGUUCUUUUGUGUCCAGAAGUUUUUACUUAGUUUUGUAUGUGGAAAUCAAUAAAACUAUUUUACUACUGUC
This is a messenger RNA of Pygocentrus nattereri (red-bellied piranha), 1456 nucleotides long. RefSeq names its product transmembrane protein 107 (gene tmem107). The transcript is spliced from 5 exons. NCBI's taxonomy places the organism in Eukaryota, Metazoa, Chordata, Actinopteri, Characiformes, Serrasalmidae. Gene Ontology annotation, cellular component: MKS complex. Gene Ontology annotation, biological process: protein localization to ciliary transition zone; non-motile cilium assembly. Bases 669 to 1091 code for a protein of 140 amino acids. The record is from RefSeq and is a predicted model, not a curated record.